Caenorhabditis elegans is the source of this 989-nucleotide messenger RNA. RefSeq lists its product as uncharacterized. Gene Ontology annotation, cellular component: membrane. NCBI's taxonomy places the organism in Eukaryota, Metazoa, Nematoda, Chromadorea, Rhabditida, Rhabditidae. The coding region runs from base 18 to 743 and encodes 241 amino acids. The record is from RefSeq and is marked reviewed. The transcript has 6 exons.
GUGACGAAGCUGAAGCGAUGGAGCUCAUUGACAAAACUGUCGAGCUGCGUGGCAGUCAAGUGCUCAAUAUGCACUCUUACCAUUCAAUCAUCUGGCGGCGAAGGAUUAUGGCGUUUGCGACGCUUCUUGCAUGGAUCGGUGUUAUAAUGCUGGUGGCGGCGCUGGCGACGACGAGCUGGGCAACGAUUGAUUUCGUCAACACCGACUACCACCCAAUUCACGUAGAUUUGGGAGUCUGGGGAGAGUACAGAAAAAUUAAUACUUUCAAAAAAGUCACAGUUGAAUGGAUUCCUCAUUUCCCGGCCCCACCAGAGAAUAUCCUGCGACUUGCGGACACUCAUUUGCAACAUUACUACCGAUCACAAGCUUUCAUGGGAUGCUUCGGAGCAGUCAUUCUUUUGUGCACCAACGUUCUAGCUGUUUACACCUUCUAUCAUCAUCGUUACAUGUACAAAAGAGCCGUCGCUGCUCUUUAUCUUGUUGUUGCCAUGUGCAUCUUCGGAGCAAUCGAAAUUCUAUCAAGUAGCAUCAAUGAAUGGAACACCGCCGUUGCUCAGAAUGGCGAGUUCGAUUACGAAGCCGGCAAAAAGAUGGGUUACUCAACAAGACUUGCUCAAGGAGCCAUCGCCACUUCUUUGAUCGCAUGCCUGGCAUUUGCUCUAGGAUCACACAAACAAAAAGGAGAGCACGCGGCUACAGCAGAACUGGAAAUUGAAGACAGAGAGUAUCAUAUUGGGCGAUGAUUGAGAUGUCAAUUGUUUAAUUCGUACACAUUCCCUAUCAUUCUUUGUUAUUUUCGAAAUCUUGGAACUCACAACUCUGGAUAAUAGUCUUGCAAUAUGCGCUUGUUUGAAACAAAAAAUGUAUUUUUCAGAAUUCAAAGUGUUCAAAUUGAUUGAGCUUUUUUGACUUACACUUUCCACUGACCAAACUUAAUGUGAACUGUUUUUUUUUCAUCAUAUUUUUUGCAAAUAAAAUAUUUGGGAGUU